CCGCCGCAGCGUGAGGCGGCUCCAGCGGCGCGAUGGCGGCCACGGCGGGCAGAUCGCUGCCUCUCCUCCUCUGCCACCGCCCCGCCGCCGCGCUGACGGCAGCCGGUUGUUUCCCGGCGCUGGGGCGGCGCCGCCAGCAGCAGCAGCGACACCGGACGGUGAGUAAGGUGCAUCAGAGGCUUUCUCCUUGGCAGAGCGUACGAGUGGUCUAUUGCAGUACCGUAGUGCCCUCUGAUGAAGUGACGGUGGUUUACCAAAACGGGUUACCUGUGAUCUCUGUGAAUCUUCCAUCCCGGCGUGAGCGCUGCCAGUUCACACUUAAACCUAUCUCAGACUCUGUUGGCGUGUUCUUACAACAGCUGCAAGCAGAGGACCGAGGGAUUGAUCGGGUUGCAAUCUACUCCCCAGAUGGUACACGCGUUGCCUCCUCCACAGGCAUAGAUUUGCUUCUGCUGGAUGACUUCAAACUGAUCAUCAAUGAUGUCACGUAUCAUGUUAGACCACCAAAGAGAGAGCUCUUAAGCCAUGAAAAUGCAACGACGCUGAAUGAUGUCAAGACGUUGGUUCAGCAGUUGUAUACCGCCUUGUGCAUUGAGGAGCACCAGCUGAACAAAGAGAAGGAGCUGAUAGGGAGACUAGAGGAACUGAGGGAGCAGCUAGCACCACUAGAAAAAAUAAGGAUGGAGCUCAGCAGGAAAGCAGAGAAGAGGACAACCUUGGUGUUGUGGGGAGGCCUGGCCUACAUGGCCACUCAGUUUGGGAUUCUGGCCCGCCUCACCUGGUGGGAAUAUUCUUGGGACAUUAUGGAACCAGUCACCUAUUUCAUUACCUAUGGUAGUGCCAUGGCAAUGUAUGCUUAUUUCGUAAUGACUCGCCAGGAAUAUGUUUAUCCAGAUGCCAGAGACAGACAGUACUUAUUAUUUUUCCAUAAAGGAGCCAAAAAGACACGAUUUGACCUAGAGAAAUACAAUCAACUGAAGGAUGCAAUUGCUCAGGCAGAAUUGGACCUUAAGAGGCUUCGAGACCCACUGCAGGUUCACCUGCCCAUCCAGCAAAUUGAUGACAAGGACUGACCAGCAAAGCUGCUCUGAACCCCGGCAAAAAACCUGUUCAUAGCUCUUGCCUUUUUAAUUAAAGCAUUGCAGGUGGAAGCUGGGAGGUGAUGUGGGGUGGAGGAUUUUCACCUUUAAUCAAGACAAAGGACUGUGGGGGGGGGGAUAUCUCUUCAAUGUGAAGAUGGUACAUUGUGGAAUGUUAGUUCUGAAAAGGGCUUGGCAAUUAGUCACGUUUCAAAAUUGGAUGAUGAUUGUGUACAAAUAGAGGAUAUGGGGGGAGGGGUUAUGGAAAGAAUGUAUUGCUGGGGUUGGAGGGGUGUCUUCUUCCAGCUUUGCAGGGUCUGCCUCUUGAUAAGACACCAGCAGCCUGCUUAGCUUUUUAAUUUUUCCUUUACCUGAUGCAGAUCUCUCUUUCUCUCUCAAAAUAAAAAGGAGACCAAAAAAUAAAAGCCCAAAAAAGAGCAAGAGUCCAAGGCACCUGGAGCUAUGGUUGGUGAUCAGAACUUGCACUCCACCGCCAUUAACACGCACACUCCUGAUCAGACCUGCUCUCUUUUAUAAAAGUUACUACAAGACUGCUUUCUACUGGACAAAACCGUGAGCCUCCCCUUCCCAGCCCACCCCAUGUGCUCCACUGACUUCCUCCUUUGCUUAUUUGUAGCACAGAGUGGUUGUAGCCAAGUGCGAGAAGGAAUGAGUUUUCUUCUGAAUGUUUGAUAAUUGAUGUUUUGGAUUAGUCCAUAAGAAAUAUAUCAACUCUUGAGUCCCAAUGCCCUUGAGCUCCUUCUAGAAAUCGAAGGCAGCAUUGCAUGAGAGGUUUUGGGUUGUUUUUUCUAUAUUAAAUCUUCAAGGAGGGUGAUUUCCCCUCUUCCUACCCCAAAUCUGAUAGCCACCUGGACUAAGAAAUUACAAAGGCAUAAAGAAUUAUGAAAUUGUGGUAGAGUCACAACUUUUAAAUGAUCAGUUUUGGAAGAUGGAGUAAUUACACUUGAUAUUUGACUGCUCAUGUAGCAGGAUAAAGCUGUAUGGUCAAAGCAUUUUCCUUGCCCCGGAGGCUUUCUGAAAGCCUGGGAGGCUCUUGCGGUGCAAGACACAGAACUGCUUCAGUUCUCUGGCACUUUCCCCCUCAUUAAGUAGCUUUAAAUGAACUUUGCGCCCACAGGUCAGAAUCUCUUAGGAGUGGCUAAUGACAUCUGUUCUUAGCUGAAUGAAAUAGAGGAAGGAAAGUCAAGCCAUUGCCCUCUUUCCUAGUCAAGGCUGCUGAUUUUUAAGCAGAUAAAACAACUCUUUCUUCAAAGCAGGUCAGUCUGGUUUAGCUUCCUGCUGAUAAAUACUGUGGAGACAGGAUGGAGGUGGGAGAAGGACAUGAAGCAUUAUAUGCAGAAAGGAUGGCUGCUUAUUUUUCCUUUUUUUUUGGUGUUUCACUACUGCUCCUCACUGUGUCAUGGAAAGAGGCUUCUGUUGAGUUUGUUUUUGAGAGCUAUCAAAAAAAAAAAAAAAGAAAGAAAAAAAAUCAAUAUUAACUAGAUGCCAGGUGCCUUGCAGAUGUGGAAACACAGCUGGGAUUGCUGCCUCUUUUCACUCAAUGGCAUGUUGGACCGAAUGGGUGCAUGUUUCUAGGUUGUUGGGUUUUUUUUUCCCCCUUCCCCUUUUCCUGUGUCUUUCCAUUUAAUUACAUUGUGUGAUUAUUUUUUUUUAUCUGUUUUAUCCCAUUUGUGUGAUGAGUUUUAAAGGGAAAAAAAAAAUGAACACAAUCCUGUAGCCAAAUCCUCAGUGUGUGUUUGGGAUGAGGGAGGGAGCAUGGAGAAAAGUUCUUCUUUAAAAAAACAAACAAACAAACAAACCUGAACAUGUGUAAAAUCCUGUAUCAUUUAUGAAAUAUGUAUAAAAGAGCAAUGUACUUCUGGAACAAUAAAUAACUAUUCAAUUUUUGAA
This is a messenger RNA of Pogoniulus pusillus (Red-fronted tinkerbird), 2990 nucleotides long. It is a transcript of the gene MCU, whose product is annotated as mitochondrial calcium uniporter. The record is from RefSeq and is a predicted model, not a curated record. Gene Ontology annotation, molecular function: calcium channel activity; uniporter activity. The coding region runs from base 33 to 1073 and encodes 346 amino acids. Gene Ontology annotation, cellular component: mitochondrial inner membrane; uniplex complex. Gene Ontology annotation, biological process: calcium import into the mitochondrion; mitochondrial calcium ion homeostasis. The transcript has 8 exons. NCBI's taxonomy places the organism in Eukaryota, Metazoa, Chordata, Aves, Piciformes, Lybiidae.